AUGGGUUAAAUAUUUUAAAAAGUUCAAUAGUAGUUUAAACCAAAGAAAAUAAAAUUAUUUAUGUUAGGACUAUGGUGCUCAGGUAAAACAACUAUGCUUUAUAGAAUGAAAUUAGGUUAAGUUGUUAGAACAAUUCCAACAAUAGGGUUUAAUAUAGAAGAAAUAUAAUAUAAUGAUUUUGUUUUUGAAAUUACAGAAUCAGGAGGCGGAGAUAGAAUAUACCCUUUAUUUAGACAUUAUAUGCCAGGAAAAGACGGAAUGAUUGUCAUUGUUGAUUCUUCAGACUUUAGCUAUUAAUAACUAUUACAAAAUACUUUCAAAGAUUGUAUUGAUAAGAUCUAUGUUGAUAAAAAAAUACCUGUUCUAAUUUUAGCUAAUAAAAGUGAUAAAUGCAAAUAUACUGAUAAUGAAAUAUUAUAAUAUGUUGGAGUUCAUGAUAUAGAAAACAAAAUAUUUUACAAUAUAAUACAUACUAAUUGUAUGUCAGGAGAGGGAAUUAAUCAAGCCUUUGAUUGGUUAUAUUAAACAUUCUCUAAAUAAUGA
Molecule: messenger RNA, 543 nt
Organism: Tetrahymena thermophila SB210
Lineage: Eukaryota; Ciliophora; Oligohymenophorea; Hymenostomatida; Tetrahymenidae
Product: ADP-ribosylation factor family protein
Exons: 1
Cellular component (GO): cytoplasm
Molecular function (GO): GTP binding; GTPase activity
Source: RefSeq, a predicted model, not a curated record